Candidula unifasciata is the source of this 2769-nucleotide messenger RNA. Lineage: Eukaryota; Metazoa; Mollusca; Gastropoda; Stylommatophora; Geomitridae. The record is from the annotation of a GenBank genome assembly.
GCAUUGAGAUGGAAGUGGUCAACUUCUGUGCCAUUGGUAACGGAGGCUGCUCCCACAAAUGCAAGCACAGCGAUGAGGGUCCCAUCUGCUCCUGUAGAAAAGGCUACAAGCUGCAGGCGGAUGGCAAGUCCUGUGAAGAUGUUGAUGAGUGUAGGGGCUCCGAGAAAUGCUGUACGGAUCUGUGCAACAAUAACCCUGGUGGGUACACCUGUGGCUGUCAGCCUGGGUUUAUCCUCAACAUGGAUGGAUGUACCUGUGAUGAUAUUGAUGAGUGCCUUAAUGCUAAUGGAGAAUGUGAUCAGAUCUGUGUCAACUCUGUGGGAUCAUACAGCUGCACUUGCAACCCUGGUUAUAUGGCUAAUGGAAAGAAAUGUAUCCCGUCAGAGUCCUUGAUAGAUGACCGAGGCCCACAGCGAGGAGACCUGCCAAAGAUUAGAUACCAAGGCUCUCCCAGGCCUGUUCGGUGCAUUCCCGGCACAUUUGGGCCUGACUGCCUGUACACCUGCAAGAACUGCCUGAAUGGGGCCAGAUGUAACCUGCAGCAGGACGCCUGUAUCUGUCAACCUGGAUGGAGGGGGAUCUUAUGUAAUGAGAUGUGUCCUGAGGGCACAUAUGGCAAUGAUUGCAACAGUCCGUGCCGCUGCAAGAACGGAGGAAAAUGUGACCAUGUGACUGGGACCUGCAAGUGUCCUGCUGGUAUUGAGGGCGAGUUCUGUGAGGAUGGUUGUCCACCAGGUUUCUAUGGAGACAAUUGUGAUCAGGUGUGCCCGUAUAAGUGUGCAAGUGGCUACUGCAAUAGAAAACAUGGUGUAUGCAACUGCCGGCCCGGACGCUUCGGCUUAUCCUGUAACCAGCCUUGUCCUCCAUUUGCUUACGGCUAUAACUGCAUGCAACCAUGUAGUUGUAACAGAGAGAACUCCCAGGGCUGUGACCCUGAGACAGGGACAUGUGUCUGUAAGCCUGGGUAUGAAGGAGAUCGCUGUGAACACCAGUGUCAGCCUGGCUUCUUCGGCAAGAACUGUGAGAAGAAAUGUGAGUGUACUGAUGGCACAAAGUGCAACCACAUCACUGGUCAUUGCUUGAGGGAGUGUCCGGCUGGCUGGGCAGGUCCCAGGUGCGACGAAACAUGUGGCCCAGGGAAGCAUGGGAAAUACUGCAUGGAGGAUUGUGAUUGUGAAGGGAAUCACUGUGACCCGGAGACUGGCAAAUGUAUUUGUGCUGCUGGAUAUCAUGGAAGAAAGUGUAAAAAGUCAUGCCCUGAAGGCAGUUGGGGCAUCAGUUGCAAGAACAAGUGCAUUUGUGAGAACGGAGCUGCCUGUGACAAGAUCACUGGAGAAUGUCUCUGUCUGGAUGGCUGGUAUGGAGAACACUGUCAAGAAGCGUGUCCAAAGGACAGAUUUGGUGGUCUGUGCAUGAUGAAAUGUAUGUGUGAAAAUGGUGCAGCUUGCAAUCCUGUUGACGGGACCUGUUCUUGCUCACCGGGAUGGACAGGCCAGAUUUGUGAUAGAGGGUGCCCACCUGGUACAUUUGGACAAGACUGCAGGCAAAGAUGUGACUGUCGGAACAGUGCAGAAUGUGAUCCAGUUUCUGGGGAAUGUCUUUGCACUCCAGGAUGGAGGGGAUCUGCUUGUGACCAAAAAUGUCCUGCUGGUUUCUAUGGUGCUGGGUGCAGCCAGCCCUGCAGGUGCCAGCAUGGUGCAGCGUGUGAUCAUGUCAGUGGGGCUUGCAUGUGUACCGCAGGCUGGAGAGGCAGACAUUGUGAGAAGGCUUGCCCUGAUGGCUUCUAUGGCAUGGAAGAAGAAGAAGAUUUAAUCAUUUCAUUGUAUCUUUCAGCUGUGACCACAUAUCUGGUCAGUGCCACUGUGCGGCCUGGCAGUAUGGGGAAGUCCUGCAACCACAGCUGUCCAGUGGGCUUCUAUGGCAUGGAUUGUGAACAUGCCUGUGAGUGUUUGAAUGGAGCCACCUGUGAUCCUGUGACAGGUUCCUGUCUGUGUCAGCCUGGUUGGAGAUCAGCCCGAUGUGAAGAACCUUGCCCACCAAGGACUUAUGGACAGAACUGCAUGUAUCGAUGUUUCUGCAUGCAGCGAGGCACGUGUCAUCCUAUUGAUGGCAGCUGCAACUGCUCUACAGGUUGGCAUGGUGCUGUGUCAUGUGAUGAGGGAUACUUUGGCCCUAACUGUGAGUCAAGAUGUGACUGUGUCAACAGCAAGUCAUGUGACCGGUUCAACGGAGAUUGCACAUGCCAGAUUGGUUACAGGGGAAAACGCUGUGACAAAGCUUGCUCCAAGGGCUUCUUUGGCAAAGACUGUAAAGAAAUUUGCCAGUGCAAAAAUAAUGCUGCCUGUGACCCCAGCACUGGGAAGUGUACUUGCCAACAUGGUUGGACAGGCAAACUGUGUGAUGAAGCAUGCCCCUAUGGACUGUUUGGUGGUAACUGUAAGCAGAAGUGCACUUGCCCUCCUGGCCAAUCCUGUUACCAUGUCAACGGACAGUGUGAGUGUCCACCUGGCCUUACAGGCAAAAGAUGCGAGAGUCAAUGUGAACCUGGAAGGUUUGGGCCCAACUGCCAAGGUGUAUGUGAAUGUGGUGAAAAUAUGGUCUGCAAUCAUAUCACAGGACAUUGCAUGUGCCGUUCUGGAUUCUAUGGGAAGAAUUGUGACAAAGGUAACAAAGUUAAGAAUGGCAAACAUAAAGGUCCCAAGAAGCAGACCAGCAAUUUUACCAGGGCUAUGAUGAAUGACAAGGACAAGCUCAGCAAGCUCACUGCAG